UCCUCUACAUUUGCGCCGCCAAUUAUACCAUUCAGCGGUUAACUGAGAGUAUACCCUUAACGCUUUGCGCGCCUCAUUACAUACGGGACCUUGACAAAAAUUUGUCCUUUCUCGCGGAUAUUCCAAGAUGGUGUACAAGCGUUUGGUGGAGAUUGGCCGUGUAGCCCUUAUUAACUCUGGGCCCGAUGAAGGAAAACUUUGUGUCAUAGUUGAUGUGGUGGAUCAGAAUCGAGCUCUGAUUGAUGGGCCCUGUACCAAUGUGUGCCGCCAAGCCCUUAACUUCAAGCACCUCUCCCUCACUGACUUCAAGGUCAAAGUUGGACCCUCUGCUAAGAGUGGACCAGUGAAGAAUGCCUUUGAGAAGGGAGAGAUCCUUGAAAAGUGGGAAAAGACAGCCUGGGCCAAGAAACUGGCCACAAAGAAGAAGCGAGCAACUCUCACUGACUUCGAUCGCUUUAAGCUCAAAUUGGCCAAGCAGAGG
Pocillopora damicornis (cauliflower coral) is the source of this 481-nucleotide messenger RNA. RefSeq names its product large ribosomal subunit protein eL14. Gene Ontology annotation, cellular component: cytosolic large ribosomal subunit; ribosome. NCBI's taxonomy places the organism in Eukaryota, Metazoa, Cnidaria, Anthozoa, Scleractinia, Pocilloporidae. Gene Ontology annotation, biological process: ribosomal large subunit biogenesis; translation. Gene Ontology annotation, molecular function: RNA binding; structural constituent of ribosome. The record is from RefSeq and is a predicted model, not a curated record.